Jaminaea rosea is the source of this 2507-nucleotide messenger RNA. RefSeq names its product PH-domain-containing protein. The coding region runs from base 424 to 2454 and encodes 676 amino acids. The transcript has 3 exons. Lineage: Eukaryota; Fungi; Basidiomycota; Exobasidiomycetes; Microstromatales. The record is from RefSeq and is a predicted model, not a curated record.
GAAAUUUAGAGCUGCUGCUCUCUCGCUGUGGGCUGGGCUCAGGGCCGAACGACUUACUGGCUCUGCCCGAAGUGGCUGUCGGGCGGGCAAGGCCUGGUCGACGUUGAGCAAGCCAAAGCGGCAUCGUCGAGCGUCAAAGGGCCGAGCGGGGCGGCGGCGGCGGCGGAGGAGUAGUCCGUCCGUCGUGGGGAGGACGAGGAGCCAGUCGAUGCCGUCACGCUUCGUCUUGCUCCAUCUUCCUACCUCACCUUCUCGCCACUAUUGUCUCCACUUCAUUACACCUCUCGCCUUUCGCCAGCGCUGGAAUCAGAGCUUGCUGUGGAAUCAAGGGACAGUCAAGCCCUUGAUCGAGAUCGAGGGCAUAGUUGGACGGCUUCUCCCUCUUGACACUUCUUUGCACGCCCCUAGCCGCUUUCAGCCACAAUGGCCUCCCUCGCAGCCGCCUCGCCGCGUCAGCAUAACUUCGGCGGCUCUUCCUCGUCUCCAGCAUCAUCUUCGCUGCCGGCCUCACUGGCUCGACGUGGAACGAUCGGCUCCUCGGCCACGACGGUCAGGGAGCAAGAGGAUGCGGAAGACGGCGACGGAGAGGAUGAGGAGGAAGAUGAGGAUCACAUGUACGAGGCAGAGGAGGCGAGAGAGAUGCUCAAUGAGGUGACGGUCAAGUCGGGUUAUCUCUUGAAGAAGGGGGAGAAGAGAAAGACGUGGAAGAAGCGCUGGUUCGUGCUUCGCUCUUCGAAGCUCUGCUACUACAAGAAUGAGAAGGAGUACCAACUUCUCCGAUACAUUGACAUGUCCGAGGUCCACUCCAUCUCAGCCAUCGAGCUCAAAGGGAAGGAAAACACCUUUGGCAUCGUUACCCCUCGUCGCGCAUAUUACGUCAAAGCAUCCUCGUUUCCCGAGAUGCAGCAAUGGAUCAAUGCGCUCAACGAAGUCAAGACGCAGAUGUCGCAACGUAACACGCUUGCGCAUGGCAUGGACGAGUUGAGCAUGACGACCACCACUUCCCCAGGUGCAGCUGCCGGACCUUCUUCGUCUUCGGCACAUGCCCCGUCGCAAGCGGCCGUCGCGAAAGCUGCGUCAUCUGCGGCGGCGCAAACGGCUAAUGCUCCCGCCGUCAGCAUUAACAUCCCGGGCAAGGGCAGGUACGCCGGCCCGCCACAGCCACGCAGCACAGGUGGGGGUAGCGGAGGGGAUGCGUUUAGCCCGCUAACAGCUACGACGGACAGCGAUACUGGUGCAGAGCAGUACGGUCUCAGCUACACAAGCUCGACCGGCGGGCAGUCUCUGGGUAGCAGUCCAAGUCGAGAUGGCGGUGCAGCGGCCAAUCGGUCUGGGAGCGAAGUGAGCGAUCAGGGUGGGCGGGGUAGUCAUGUAAGGAGAGCAUCGCAGCGUCGUGAUGCUAGUGGAAGCGGGGGAGGUAGAAGAGACGCUUCAACCGGCAGUCAGCAGGAAGGCGGGGUGCCGGCGAGCUACAACACGGCGGGCGUGCUGUCAUCGUCAGAUGAGGAGGAAGAGGAGGAUGAGCAGCUCGACCAGGCUAUGCCUCUCCCCUCCCUCGGCGGAGCAGCACCGCAGCAACAUGCACAACAGCAGCCGCAGCAGCAGCAGCAGCAACAGCAACAGCAACAAGUCGCUCAAUCUCAGCAGCCCCAAGCUGUCACCCAGCCUCCCCAGCAAUCUGAACUCCUGCGAGACCCCAACCGUAUCAUCACGCAAGGCUAUCUGAUGAAACAGUCCAAUCGCCGCAAGCACUGGCGUAAGCGCUGGUUCGUCCUGACCGCCAGCCGCCUCAUGUAUACGCGUAGUCACAUGGACGCCAAGGCGCAUCGGCAGGUGCCUAUCGGGAGUAUCCUGGAUGCAAUCGAAUAUGGAGGAGCUGCCGGAGGAGGUGCUGCAGGUGGAGGAGGAAAGAGGGACAAGGGAGUGGCCCAAGGAGCGGCCAGCCCGACAAGCGUCUCGAGUCCAUUAGGAGGAACGUUCAGUCUCGGUGAAGGGGGACAACAGGGCGCCGACGGCGAGGGCUCAGCCAUCCCGUCAGGCUCGGCACUGGCUCAUGAGGACGAUCCAUCACCGGCCCCUGCCCCGCCCGCACGUCGCCAAUCUGUGGUAGCCGCAGCAGCUGGUAUGGCUUCCAAUGUGUCCGCUGGCAUGGGCAUGGGUACGGGAGGAAGUAGCAAUAAGCGGAUGGACAACUGCUUCAAGAUCAUCACGCCUAAGCGCGUGUUUCUGCUUUGUGCCCCGACGGAGGAGGAGGAGAUCAAGUGGCUGUCGGCCCUGCAGGCUCUGCUCGCCAGGAGUAGGGGAAGCAGCACCGCGGCAGCUGCGGGAGGUGGCGCCGCAGGAGGAUUGGGUGGUGGAGUUGGAGCUGGAGCAGGAACAUCAGGCGAAGGAGCAGGGCCAACCACUUCUGGUCUCGUUGGCUCGCCCUCUGUCAGCGCUGCAGAGCACUCGUGAGCCGCAACACACGCGCACAUGCACCGAUGCAGUGGCGUCAGCUUGUUGCGCAC